UCACCGCGCUCAUACGGGAACGACGCAUUUUCCUUCGGUAGCUGGGUGGAUCCUACGGCCUAUCGUGUCACAUGACAGUGUUGAGUGACACUUACUGCGACCAAUAAGCGAAUAGGCCAGCUUUCCAUUGGCGUCUUGGAAAUAGUCACCGAUCUGAGAACAUGUCUGGGCGAAGCGGGAGAGGCCGGGCAGUGGCUUCUCAGAAAAGAAAAGCUGAAACAGAUUUAGAACCAACGAUUGAAGUAAAACUUGAGCCUGAAGACCUGAGUACUGAAGUAAAACUUGAGCCUGAAGACCUGAGUACUAGUUCUGACAGAUCAAAGUCUGUAGUAAAAGAAGAAGUUGAGACACGCUGGGAAUGGCAAGAUGGGGACGUGUGGAUGGCUUAUGCUCCUGAACUGAACACUCAUAUUAAUCAGGCAUUCAGCUCUGGGAAGUGGUCUGUGAAGGUGUCUCCUGCUGAAGGGAUCUCAUUACAGUUAGAUCUGAGGAAAAUGGUUCAAAAGAACACUCAGACUGGUUUCCAGAGGCCAAUUCGACUGGCUGUGAAGGAGAAGGACCAAUUCUUUGUAUGGCAGUGGCUGUCUGAUAAAGGGGACUGGGCUGCUUAUGAUGCCCAAACCUGUCUCUCUUUGGAGAUCUCACUUCACUCUGAUACUAAGCUGGUGUCUCUUAGAUUUGGAAGACAAUCAUACACCAUGGAUUUGGGAUGCAUGGUUCAAAAGAACACUCAAACGCAAAAUGAAAGGCAGAUUCAACGUUGCUUAUCUGUGGCAACAGAUACUACUAUCAGCCAACAGAAUCAGAAUGUCAGUAAUGGGCCCUUAAUCAAGAAGCCCCGCAGAAGCACAGGCAGUGUGAAAAAUGAAGUAGAGGAAAGCAAAGAACAGGUCCGGACACUUGUACUUAAGGGUAAAGCUCCUGUAGAUCCAGAAUGCUCCAGCAAGCUAGGAAAGGCACAUGUAUACUGCGAGGGUGAAGAUGUAUAUGAUGUGAUGUUAAACCAGACAAACCUGCAGUUUAACAACAACAAGUACUACCUAAUACAGCUACUGCAAGAUGACAAUGCUAGACACUUCUCUGUGUGGUUGCGCUGGGGCCGAGUUGGUAAAAAAGGUCAAAACUCUUUGGUGGCCUGUGGAGGAGAUCUCCAGAAAGCAAAGGAUAUCUUUGAGAAAAAGUUUUCUGAUAAGACCAAAAAUGAAUGGUCUGAGCGUAAGCUGUUUGAAAAGGUUCCUGGGAAAUAUGACAUGCUACAGAUGGAUUAUAAUUCUACCACUGAGGUGAAGGAAGAUAAAGUAGUGAAAGAAGAAAAGGUGCCUAACCUACCUAAACCAGAGUCAAAGCUAGACAACAGAAUACAGGAAUUGAUCCAGCUGAUAUGUAACCUGCAAAACAUGGAACAGACUGUGCUGGAGAUGAAAUAUGACAUAAAGAAAGCACCUUUAGGGAAGCUAACUGUAGACCAGAUUCGUGCUGGAUAUUGCUCUUUGCAGCGCAUAGAGACCUGUAUCAAGAACCAAAAGUUUGGCCGAGAUCUCAUAGAAGCAUGUAAUGAAUUUUACACCCGUAUCCCUCAUGACUUUGGUCUCCGAACACCUCCUCUUAUAAGAACCCAAGAGGAGCUAGCACAUAAAGUUUGCCUCCUGGAGGCUCUUGGAGACAUUCAGAUUGCAGUGAAACUUGCAAGUAUGGAGUCUGAUUCUCUGGAGCAUCCAGUUGAUCGUCAGUAUCAACAGCUGCACUGCUCCUUAGAACUUGUGGAGCAUACAUCAGAGGCCUUCCAGAUUAUUGAGCAAUACCUGAAGAGCACACAUGCUGCUACACACCAUGAUUACACCAUGACCCUGUUGCAUGUGUUCCAGAUGCAGAGGGAAGGAGAAGAGAGCAACUUCCAAGUUCACCUUCCUAAUAGGAUGCUUCUCUGGCAUGGAUCACGUCUGUCAAACUAUGUUGGUAUUCUCAGCCAAGGACUGCGUGUUGCUCCAAGAGAGGCUCCAGUCACAGGUUACAUGUUUGGGAAAGGUAUAUAUUUUGCAGACAUCUCAUCAAAGAGCGCAAAUUACUGCUUCACAUCCCGUGAUAAGAAUGUAGGCCUGCUGCUGCUAUCUGAGGUUGCUCUUGGAGAAUGUAAUGAACUCUUGAAUGCAGAUUAUGAUGCUGAGAAAAAGUUGAAGGGAAAACAUAGUACCAAAGGCAUGGGUCGAAACAUCCCUGACCCUAAGAAUAGCAUCAUACAUGAUGGUGCCCUGGUUCCAUUAGGGCCACUGGUGGACACAGGAUUGACAAACAGUGCUGGUUACACUCUGAACUACAAUGAAUACAUUGUAUACAAUCCAAACCAAGUUCGGAUGAAGUACCUGGUUCAAGUGCGUUUCAACUAUGAGUCUCUCUGGUAACAAGCAUCCCAAUACAGUCUCUUUAAACUGACCCUAGGGGGAAUUUAGCACCACUCCGUGUACAGCAGCUCUGAUCUUCAUUUCUCUUCUAAAAGGACAACAAAUGUAUUCUGCUGCUUCUAAACAUGUCACAUUAUACUUGUGUGAGGACAU
Molecule: messenger RNA, 2552 nt
Organism: Pelobates fuscus (common spadefoot toad)
Lineage: Eukaryota; Metazoa; Chordata; Amphibia; Anura; Pelobatidae
Gene: PARP2
Product: poly(ADP-ribose) polymerase 2
Exons: 19
Coding region: 162-2399 (745 amino acids)
Biological process (GO): protein poly-ADP-ribosylation; double-strand break repair
Cellular component (GO): nucleolus
Molecular function (GO): NAD+ poly-ADP-ribosyltransferase activity; NAD+-protein mono-ADP-ribosyltransferase activity; zinc ion binding
Source: RefSeq, a predicted model, not a curated record